UGAAUACACAGAAGGAUUUAAUCAUUACGUCUACUUUCAUUUUAGUUUCCAUGUAUUUGACUUGUGAUUUGUUCUUAAGGACAUAUAUUAUUCAGUGAAGCAAUUCUCUAAAAUUGGCUAACUAAACACAAUGGCAUCGGCAUCAGGAACCAGAAAAGAAUUUAUCUUGAGAUGGAAAAAUGGUACCCUUGUUUUCAAGAUUUACAGUGGAUCGAUCAUAAAACCCGAUAGCAAUGUUGACGCUAUCGUCAGCAUCUGGGAUAGAAGCAAAACUGGCGGUUUUUCAGAGGCAAUAAUAAGGGAAGCAGGUAAUGAAGUUGCUGAAGAGAUCAAAGCUAAAAGACCGAUAAAAAAUAAUCAGAAUUUGGUCACAAAGGCAGGAAGACUUUCCUGUAAAUAUAUAAUUCAUUGUGCGUGUCCACGUUGGGAAAAUUAUGACAGCGGAAGCAAGACACAGUGUCUUAGGGAUCUGUAUGAAACUGUAUCGAGAGCUCUGAUAACAGCAUGUGAAAGAGGUGUAAAAUCUAUUGCUUUGCCCCCUAUAGGCUCUGGUAAAAUUUAUGGCAUUCCAAAUAUCGCAGCUGCAGCAAUGUAUGUAAAAUCUGUAAUGGAAUAUCAAAAUUUUCUAGAAAAGACGAAAAAUUCAAUCAAAGAAAUUCAUUUUAUUGAUAAAAACAAUGAUAAAAACAAUAAUUCGAGGACAAAAUUAACGAAAUAUUUCCUUCACAUGUUACCUUCCGGACAAUGGAGAGGGGCGUCUUAUUCUGGGAAUGCGUAA
Saccostrea cuccullata (small rock oyster) is the source of this 778-nucleotide messenger RNA. Its product is annotated as macro domain-containing protein LA_4133-like. NCBI's taxonomy places the organism in Eukaryota, Metazoa, Mollusca, Bivalvia, Ostreida, Ostreidae. Bases 131 to 778 code for a protein of 215 amino acids. The transcript is spliced from 3 exons. Gene Ontology annotation, molecular function: NAD+ poly-ADP-ribosyltransferase activity; NAD+-protein mono-ADP-ribosyltransferase activity; transcription corepressor activity. Gene Ontology annotation, biological process: protein poly-ADP-ribosylation; negative regulation of gene expression. Gene Ontology annotation, cellular component: nucleus; cytoplasm. The record is from RefSeq and is a predicted model, not a curated record.